Cryphonectria parasitica EP155 is the source of this 535-nucleotide messenger RNA. RefSeq lists its product as uncharacterized. The transcript has 3 exons. The record is from RefSeq and is a predicted model, not a curated record. Lineage: Eukaryota; Fungi; Ascomycota; Sordariomycetes; Diaporthales; Cryphonectriaceae. The annotation marks the transcript as partial.
CAUGGCUUCUCCCCCUCAGCCAACUUUGAUCAGCGCAACGGAGCGAAGGCCCUCUCCACAGUACAACACCCUCGCAUCCUCCGGCCUCUCGCCACCAACCCCUCUGCUUGCCGCCCCAGGCCUGGCUCAGCUUGUCGACGAGUCUGAUAUCCUUGAUGACCACAUCUCACAACACCUGCCCACACAAAAAUCACAACGCAGACGCCGCGGCCAGAUCUCCGAGAGAGAAGUCGAGACCUACCAGCGCUGGAGGUUAGACAUUGGCCCCGUUAGCAGGCAUAUCUGACGAAUGACUGCCGCCGCCACACCACUGCGGGCAUGAGAGAGAGGAGCCAGGAGGAUUAAGGUUCCUCAGCCGGUCUAAGCUGGCUUGUACAAACACACCAAACCUUUUCAAAGCUGUACAACAACAUCACGACAACACACCACUUAUAGAAUAUAGAAUGGAGCCUGCCAUGUCACAAUCGGACGGCGGCACGGAGAAUGCUGGGCAUCAAUAUGACAAUAAAUACAAUGACAUAUCAUCUAAUCACAU